AUGGCGAAGUUCUUGGCCGCCCUGAUUUGGCUACAGACAUGGGGCGGGACUCAACCGCGAGAAGCGGCGGCCACGGCGCAGGGAAGAGUUGGCGACAAAUGUUCUUUUAGCAAAUGCCCUGAAGCUCUGACACGGCUGCCCAACAGCUGGAGCGACCUUGCCGUUGCCCGGCGCUGCGGCGCGGGAGGCAACGGCCACGGCAGCAUGUUGCCGAUGCCGAUGCCUCAGUCGACCACAGAUCCUUCGAAGUAUACGAAGGCAGAGGACGCAGCGAACCCAGCUCGGCAGACCUGGGGCGCUGCCACAUCAGACGCCUUAUCCAAGCGCUACACCGCCGUGGCGAAUGAUGAGAACCAAUCCGGCGAGAAGAGAGAGGCGUCGCUGAUCUUUGCAUUGGCGGAAAACUACAUCAAUGACCACGAGGACUUCGACAAAGCCUUCGAUGCUGCCACUCAGGCACUUGAAAAGUUCAAAGACAUGGGGGACAUCGAGGGCGUGGCCGACUCCUUGCGGGUAGUAGUGGACGCCAUGCGAUUGCAAAGUGGCAAAAAGGAUGAGAAACCGGAAAAGGCCUUGUGUUUGGCCACAGAGGAGUUGGUUUGGUUUCGGGAGCAGGGCCAUAAACGUGGCCAGGCCUCCAUGCUUUUGGCCCUGGCACGUGUGAAUAGCAGCGGUCGAAGAGGUACCAAAGACCGGGAACAGGGCAUCAGACAAGCGAAGGAGGCGCUGAAAAUUUACCGCGAACUUGGCGACAAAGCCAUGGAAGGUGCUGUUCUCCUAGCGCUGGUGGACCUUCACUGCUACGUCAAGUCCUUUCAGGAGGCCAUUGGAGCAGCCAAUAAGGCCCUGGGAAUCUUCGAGGAUUUGGGCGAUUCGCGGAGCGAGGCGCGUGCCACGCACCUCUUGGCCGAGGCACGUUUUGGCAAUCGACAGAUGGAGGGCGGCGCUCAGGCUGCAGAAGAGGCCAUUGCCCUGUGGCAGGAGCUGGGAAUGAAGCGACAAGAGGCCAUCGAGCAUUUGACGGUGGCCCAGUGGCAUGUUGAAGAGGACGAAGCUGAGUCCAAGCACAAGAUUUCCAAAUGGGGCACCUGGGGAUGCGAGGUCUCCAAAUUUGAUUGGGAAUACUCCGGCACUGAGACCGCUUACGUCCUGGAAGGUGAAGUGUUGGUAACACCAACGGGAGCCUGGGCCAGUUGCAAGCCCACCAAGGUAGAAGCGGGCGAUUUGGUGGUCUUCCCCGAUGGCAUGACCUGUGUGUGGGAUGUGACCAAGCCCAUCAAGAAACAUUUCAACUUCUCAUGA
Cladocopium goreaui is the source of this 1302-nucleotide messenger RNA. Lineage: Eukaryota; Dinophyceae; Suessiales; Symbiodiniaceae. The record is from the annotation of a GenBank genome assembly.